AUGAAGCAAACCGGAGGAAAUUACAUCCUCUCCCUUGUCAUGAAUCAACCAACUGCAAUGCCCAAAGAGGAGCUCGCCGCGAAGGGACUUGACCGUGGUAGAGCAUUCGGGGAAGGAUGCGGAGGAACUCAAGACAAAUUCCUCGGUAGCAAAAUUGGGAUCGACGCUAUGAUAGAGGCAGUGAAGCAAACCCUCGAAGAAUUGUCCGAGGGUCGAGACCUGCCUGCAGAACAAGGAGGACUUCUAAUGGGAACCGCGAUAGGCUUUAUGAAAAGCCACGGUCACUCACCUCUUCACGAGGAAGGCUAUCGAAAAAUAGUGCAAGUCGUGUUUCCUCGAUUGGCAAACGUACAAACACCGGCUUACUGGAGCCCUAAAACAAUAUUCGCACACCUGUACUUCAAUCUCAUGAUGAGACGACAGAAACUACCCAGACAGGGCGUAGGCGCGGAGCCACCGAAGAAAAUCGCCCGAAUGGAUCCGUCUGUAGCAAUUCCGGGACCAACAACUCAGACAACACAAAUUUUCCCCGGGCAACACACCACUCAAAUCCAGCCGACAACAAGGGAACAACCAAUCCAGAUGCCAACGGAGAAUCUCAUCGGAGACGGAAACGUAGACAAAUUCUUCGAAACAGUCUUCCCACCUGCCUUUCAAUAA
This is a messenger RNA of Oikopleura dioica, 660 nucleotides long. NCBI's taxonomy places the organism in Eukaryota, Metazoa, Chordata, Appendicularia, Copelata, Oikopleuridae. The record is from the annotation of a GenBank genome assembly.